AAACUAAAAAAAUGUAAGUCCAUGAACGUUCUCCUCAAGCAUAGUAUUGUAAAUGUUCAAGCACAAGGGGACCCUUUACUUUAAAGGUUUACUUCCUAGAUAAUGAAUUGUAAUGUGUGUGUGAAAAAAUGCUUAAAGUAUAAAUUUGAAUGUAUUGCUGUAAGGUACAACUACAGCCAAUGAGAGGCUAAAUACAAAAUUGUUAUUCUGCACACUUCUGAUGAUUAAAGUACCGUAUUGUAGACUGUGUUUAAAAUGACAUGAAGGACAGUGCAAGAAUAGGUGUGGUCCGGUGCCGUGUCAGAUGAGUCCAGUCUUUACACAAACCAAGGAGGGUAGCAAAGAAGGAUGAAAGUCAGUAAUAUGGCUGCUGUAUGUCCAGAUUACUUCAGAAUUAGUGAAUGUUAUCCAGCCAUUUUUGUCUUGCUUACUGUUGUCUGCAUUUGCAGCAGUGCUGAUAUAAAAAGCUGCCUCAUAUAUGAUAUAUCUAUGAAAAUAGAAGUGUGGUCACCUUAAAUAGAAGCCUCCGUCUCCCUGCUUUCUCAAGAUUAUAUGCAGCAGAACGGCGGGGGAGGGGAUGGGGUAAAGGAGAAUGAAGAUUCGUUAGCCAAUCGGAAAAAAGGAAGUAGAACAACAGUGUCCUUCUCUGCUGAUGAAAGCCCCGCUCUGACUUUCCUGACAUCCAUAAAGGAUUCUGUGGUUUUCCCACACUGGAAAGAAAAUCAGAUGGUCAAAUUGUACUCCUCUGCCCAGUUUCAUUUAAACAGAACAUCAUUUCUGAGCAUCUGAAGACGGGACAGUUCUUCUUUGGACCUGCCAUUCUCCAAUAUGGCCACUGUUCCAUCCCCUGGUUGCUUGCUGGCAAGGAAUCAGUUUUACAGAAAUCGGUUAAACUCUCCUUCUGCUUGUCACACCAGAAGCUCCACUCAGGCCAUAAAUACCCAAAGUGGUAUCUCUCUGUGGAUUGGAGCAACAAGUCAAGGGCUGCCAGCAAUGCUUGAGAAGAGCCAUUGGAUCAGUUUGCUUUUCAGAGGUGCUGGAGGGACCCCAGUUGUGAACCGCAGUCCAUCAGUACAAGAGUCAAGUGGCCGAAAUGAGGGACCCAAGCAAGCAGCAAGUACUCAGAAAGAUGUCUGACAAAUUUACUUGUUUAACAAGACAGUGACAGACCCGUCAUGGUGAGGGCAGACUGGGAGAAGCCGUAACAAGCCAUGGGAACCUCACCGCUUGUAUUUGGAGCAGUGCACAUGUCUAGACCAGUCAGAAGAUGUCAAUGUCUGCACUAGCCUUGAUGGACUAAAGCCUAAGCUCAUGUUGUGUGCACAUCCUGCCAGUCCUCAAGAGACACAAGUGCUACUAUCAGCUGAAAGCCAAUCCAGGACUUCAAACAUAGGACUAUAUUUAUAGAAAACAAACAUUUAAAGCAAAAACAAAAAUUAAAUCUUAAUAGUGUAAACAGUAAAAAUAAAUAUAAUAUAAAACAGAGUUCAG
Molecule: messenger RNA, 1491 nt
Organism: Erpetoichthys calabaricus (reedfish)
Lineage: Eukaryota; Metazoa; Chordata; Cladistia; Polypteriformes; Polypteridae
Product: pancreatic progenitor cell differentiation and proliferation factor-like protein
Exons: 4
Coding region: 829-1137 (102 amino acids)
Source: RefSeq, a predicted model, not a curated record